Molecule: messenger RNA, 347 nt
Organism: Limulus polyphemus (Atlantic horseshoe crab)
Lineage: Eukaryota; Metazoa; Arthropoda; Merostomata; Xiphosura; Limulidae
Product: peroxidasin homolog
Exons: 2
Coding region: 6-320 (104 amino acids)
Biological process (GO): axon guidance; cell adhesion
Cellular component (GO): plasma membrane
Molecular function (GO): protein binding
Source: RefSeq, a predicted model, not a curated record
UAAUUAUGGAAGGUCCAAGCAACAAGACAAUUAUGGCCGGAGAUAAUGUCCUUUUCACGUGUCUAUCCAGCGGUGAUCCUAAGCCAGACAUCACAUGGCAGCGGAACGGGCGCCAAUUACUUCAUAGCGGACAUGCUAACUACGAGAUUCUCAAUAGUGGCGACCUCUUGCUGAAAAGGGUGGGCUUAUUGGAUGAAGGCGACUACACCUGCUCAGCAAAGAACCUUCACGGAGGUCAAAGAUCAAACACAGCUACUUUAACAGUGGAUGGGAUAAACAGCCGCCAUUUCUACUGUAAAGCUAACGACCAAUGCAAUUAGUUCAAAUCCUGUGAGAAAGAUGCUGUG